AAUUGGUGAUACGAAGGGAUUCGAUCUCCUGUCUUCCUGCCUCCGAGUUGCCAUGGGAAGCGCGUUACUCUCGCUUCAUCUAUCUUUUCAUCUAUUAGCUGAAGUUUGCUUGUAGAUCUACUUCUCGUUCCCUUACCAGCGUUCAACCACCCAUGGAGGCUUUGCCAACCAGUAUGUAGCCUGUAUUUUAGCCACCAUGUCCUCAUCUUGAUAUUAACCAUGGCUUCCACGAUUUUCUCUUACCUGCAUAACAUAUGGCCUUUCAGUUUACUGAAAGAAGACGAUUUAAAAACCUCAAUUCAGUUAGUCAAUAGGCUUUCAGUACCAGAGCAGACAAAGCAAUUUGUCUUUGCCAUACGUGAUUCAGAUUCUGGUACAGUAGUGUAUAUUUUGGCUGCACAAAGUUUAUCUGAACAGUCUGCUAUAGAUGCAGAUCAUCUUAUCAAAGCAACUCAACCUGAUGCUGUGGUGGUUUCUGUUGCUCCAUCAGCUUUGCCAGAAAUCGAAGUUGAGAAGAAAUUGUUUGAUGAGAGUCAAGUCAACCAAAUUCCUACUUCAUACUUAGGAGUGUUAAAAAGAUGUGUACUUGAUAAGGUAAAGAAGGAGGAUUUUGAUGUCUUUGCUGGUUUCCAGGUUGUACAAGCAAUUUUUGGGAUUGGAUUUUAUGGUCAUUUUUUGGCUGCCAGGAGGGCUGCUGAGAAGUUUGAUUCCCAUUUCAUCUUACUUGAAUCCCCAUUUGAGAGUUCAUUGUCUAUGAAUACCUCAACCCAUUCUGAAGACUCUGGAAUACCUUUACGUGCAAAUAAUUUACUUCCCGGUAAGGUGAUUUCUUCCAUGUACUCGAGGAGAAUCUGCAUUGCUGACACAAUUCAAUCCAACGUGGUGAAGUCAUUAGGUUCACCUCUUUCUUUACUGGAUUCUACUUCAAAUUCUGACUCUGAUGUCCAAGAAGUUGAAGAAAGCAUGCUGGGUAGUAAUUAUAAUGUUCCACCAUUUGCAGAGUCUUUUUACUCGUUACUGGCAGAUCUUUAUCAUAUAUUUAGAGACAUUCCAGCAAUUAGUAAAGCAUUAUUUUCUGCAAAGAAAAUGCUUGUUGAUGUUAGCGAAGGGCAGCCAGUUGAUACUGAGAAUUUAUCUGAAGUGCAAAACUUCAGAAUUGCAAUUGAAGGCCUAAGAAUGGCUUUAAACAAAGCAGGCAGGAACCCCAUUGAUAAAUCAGAGAAAGAAAAUUUCAGGGCAAAGGAGUUCGCCGAGCUUCCGUUUGAAGAGAAAUGCCAUGCUCUCUUUACACAAGCUCUAAAGAGGCACGCUGAAAAGUUUGAAACAGUGGUGGCUAUUGUUGAUGCAACUAGCUUGGCUGGUCUCAGGAGACACUGGAACACAUUGGUGCCUUCAGAAUUAUCAGAUUUGGCUUAUUGUAAUAAUGAUCCUGAUAAUCUUGAAGCAAUUUGGAGUGAUCAGAUUGACAAAAGGAGGAUUCUAGCAGAUAAGCCAAUUGUUGCACUUGGUGCAGGAGCCACUGCAGUUGUGGGAGCCUCUUCUCUUUCAAAAGUUAUUCCUGCUUCUCACCUAAUCAAAGUAGCUACAUUUCAAUUGCCUGCUUCCUUGAAACUUGGCUUAAUACAACUCCAAAGAACUGCUUCUGUUGGACUCAGCAAGAUUCUUGUUCCGUCAAAGCUCUUAGCUCCUGGUCUUACCACAGGAACUAAAUCAUCUGCAUUAAAGCUCACUGCAUCUGCCAACGACAUCCGCGCCGCGGUACAUAGCAUGAUAUCUACAGCUAGGCGGACUAGCUUUUUCGCCAUUCGAACUUCGUUUUAUGAGAUAAUGCAACGGAGACAUGUUCGACCAACUAGAUUUGCGCCUUGGGCGACCUUUGGCUGCAGCAUGGGUGCGUGUGCCGGGCUUCUAAUGUUCGGAGAUGGGAUAGAAUGUGCUGUUGAAUCCGUCCCUACUGUUCCUAUGAUUGCCUCUCUGGGCCGUGGCUUACAGAGCUUGCAACUGGCUUCUGAGGAAGUGAAGGGCACCAAUUCUACGAAGAUACAUGAAGCCAUUCAGUCUAUGAUGCACUAUCUGAAGAAAUUUUAAAUUCUUUUAAGCAGAAGAGAUUCCUUCUGGGAUAGAGUUUCAACGGUUGAGUUUAGCACUUCACCUUGAAGAUUGGGAGUGAGAGGAUACAAGUGAAGGGAAAACUCCAAGCAUACUUUGGCGUGCAAUACUGCCAUAAAGCAAUGAUAGCAGUCUUUGAGGUAAGGCAAAGCUCAUCAUCUUUCAUUGAUCAACUAAUUAUUCAAUAUCCUCUCCUCUAACUACAACAUGCCUCAUGGUCUUCAUCAUGUAUAACUUCAACUUAAUUUCAAUAUAGGAUUCCUUUGGGACGGCUUUCUUACUGCUUUUGAAAAUAGUUUUUUAGUUAAAAAAUUGAAAUUUUUGUAUUAAAAAACUCUUUUAAGAAGUGAGAAAAAAGCCGUCCCAAACGAAACUAUAGUUUCGUAGAUGGUGGAAUCAGGGUGAGGCAAGGUUGGAUCUUACUUCUUACAACGUCUAAGAUUGAGGAGAAUUCACUUGUAAUUAUGAAAAUAUUAUAUUAUAGAAAUUUUAUACUUUUAAAA
Molecule: messenger RNA, 2612 nt
Organism: Dendrobium catenatum
Lineage: Eukaryota; Viridiplantae; Streptophyta; Magnoliopsida; Asparagales; Orchidaceae
Exons: 2
Coding region: 220-2088 (622 amino acids)
Source: RefSeq, a predicted model, not a curated record